AUGACCCACUGGCUUACAGUACUCCUGGCGACUACCGUAACCCUCACUACAGUAUCCCUACUGAAGUGUACUGUAUGCGAUUUCCACUUGCAGCCACCACACAAUCAGACGUGUAAUGAGACGUGCGAAGGAGAUGUCUGUUAUAUAGUUAUCAACAAAUAUUUCAAUGGAACGAUUAGUGCGGGAUGUAUGCACCUUAGGGAAGAUGACAAAUUUGAAAAUGAGGCGGUUUGUCAGAGAGGCGCCCACGACAACCGGUGCGCGUGUACCAUCUUCGACUACUGUAACAGUCCGAACGUCACCCUUCGAAACUACACGUUCACCCAAUCGCCGGUACUCGAAAACUACCAAUGGCUACCACAGAUACAGCCGCCAAUGCCGUCCAUACAACCAGUGAUUCCACCAAAGGAUAUUCCAAUGGGCGGGGAUUUGAAUGAAACAGCCACCGAACUUGAAAACGGGGUAGAACACGACUUGACGCAUGAGCUCGACAACUCUUCCAACACUACCACACAAAUUUUACGAAACGAGGAAGAGAACGAGAACAUGUUGACAGUCACCACAACGAUAGGAUUAAAUGUUCGAGAUCAGCAGCCACAGACGCAACGCAACGAUGACGUGGCGGAUGAGGCAACGACUAUGAGAAGUUUCACCCCUGGCCAAGGAAGUGUAGAAGUGACGAAAGUAACCCAGGAAUCCAAAUCCCCCACCGACCGGAAUCUUACUGUAACCGAUGGAAGCGGACCAAACCCAUCCGCGCCACUGACUACGGUGAUGGCAGUGAUGGUACCUGUUAUGGUAUAUUAUAUUCUGUGCUAA
Molecule: messenger RNA, 819 nt
Organism: Caenorhabditis remanei
Lineage: Eukaryota; Metazoa; Nematoda; Chromadorea; Rhabditida; Rhabditidae
Exons: 7
Coding region: 1-819 (272 amino acids)
Source: RefSeq, a predicted model, not a curated record